AUGGCCCCCGACCGGUCAGGAAAGAGCGUGUUCCUGGGGAACAUCCCCUACAAUCUCACCGAGGAGCAGGUCAAAGACAUCCUCAGCACAGCUGGCACCGUAACCAAGUUUCGCUUGAUGAUGAACCCGGAGACUGGAAAGCCCAAGGGAUAUGGAUUUGCAGACUUUGCCGACGCAGAUGCUGCGGCUUCCGCCGUGCGCAACUUGAAUGACUACGAAAUCAUGGGCCGCAAGAUUCGCGUCGACUGGCCGCACAACAACGAGAAAGACUCCAUCCCCGCCGAUUACUCUCAACAGACACAGCCAAUGGAGCAAGAUUCUGUACCACAAAUGCAACAAAUCCCUGGAGCAGCACCACUUCCUCCUUUACCCCCGGGUGUCGACGUUCCACCCCAUCUCGACUGUCCCAAUGCCAUCUCGCAAACCCUCGCCUCUCUCCCUCCCAACCAGCUCCUCGAUGUCCUCACACAAAUGAAGUCUCUGGCUGUCGCAGAUCCUGUUCGUGCCACGGAACUCCUGCGCCAAGCCCCUCAGCUUGCCUAUGCUAUUUUCCAGGCCCUACUGCUCAUGAACCUGGUUGACUACCAGCUUUUGGGAUCUCUCGUAGAGCAGACUCAAGCUGCUCCCCAGGCUGCUCCCCAGUACCAGCAAUACGGUAUGCCUGGCCAAGUCGGAACACCGCCUGUGGCUGGCGGUCCUUUUGCGCCUCCCCCUCCACAAGCUGCCGCCCCUCCCCCAGGUACCGGGCCAGGAUGA
This is a messenger RNA of Penicillium cataractarum, 756 nucleotides long. Its product is annotated as putative polyadenylation factor subunit CstF64. The transcript has 2 exons. Gene Ontology annotation, cellular component: mRNA cleavage and polyadenylation specificity factor complex. Lineage: Eukaryota; Fungi; Ascomycota; Eurotiomycetes; Eurotiales; Aspergillaceae. Gene Ontology annotation, molecular function: mRNA binding. The coding region runs from base 1 to 756 and encodes 251 amino acids. The record is from RefSeq and is a predicted model, not a curated record.